This is a messenger RNA of Macadamia integrifolia, 1753 nucleotides long. Its product is annotated as probable polyol transporter 3. Bases 1 to 1500 code for a protein of 499 amino acids. The transcript has 3 exons. The record is from RefSeq and is a predicted model, not a curated record. Lineage: Eukaryota; Viridiplantae; Streptophyta; Magnoliopsida; Proteales; Proteaceae. Gene Ontology annotation, cellular component: membrane. Gene Ontology annotation, molecular function: carbohydrate transmembrane transporter activity. Gene Ontology annotation, biological process: transmembrane transport.
AUGGGAGCAAUUGAGAUUGCUAAUGGUGAGAAUGAGAAGCCGAAGCUGAACAAGUACGCACUUGGUUGUGCUAUAGUGGCUUCUUUGAUCAACUCUAUAUUUGGUUAUGACACGGGUGUUUUGAGCGGAGCAAAUCUCUUCAUAAAAGAAGAUCUCAAACUGAACGAUACUCAAAUCCAAGUGCUUGCAGGAACCCUAAAUUUAGCAGCUCUGGUAGGUUCGGCCAUGUCAGGGAGAACCUCUGAUAUGAUAGGUCGACGUAAAACAAUAGUCUUGGCAUCACUUAUCUUCAUGGUUGGUGCAAUCCUGAUGGGCUACUCCCCUAACUUCAUAGUCCUUAUGGUCGGACGCUGUAUUGCCGGCGUCGGAGUGGGCUUCUCUCUAAUGAUUGCACCGGUCUACUCGACGGAAAUAUCAUCCUCUACACACCGUGGAGCUCUCUCUUCUCUCCCUGAACUAUGCAUCAGCAUAGGAAUCUUACUGGGUUACAUCUCUAAUGUAGCCUUUUCCAAGUUGCCAUUAAAGCUUGGUUGGCGUCUGAUGAUGGGUGUCGCGGCCAUCCCUUCAAUUGCUUUAGCUUUUGGAAUCCUUCAGAUGCCGGAAUCUCCAAGGUGGUUGGUGAUGCAAGGUCGUCUCAAGGAUGCUGAGGAUGUCUUAUUUUUGGUUUGUGAUUCAGAACAAGAGGCGAUAUCAAGGUUUCGAGAUCUCAAAGCAGCUGUAGGGAUCCCUGAGGACUCUAAGGAAGAAGUUGUGAUACCACCGAAGAAGACAGCUUCCGGUGCCGGGGUUUGGAAAGAGCUCUUCGUAAGGCCAACACCCACUGUUCGUCGGAUAAUGCUCGCUGCAUGGGGAAUCCAUUUCUUUCAACAUCUUACAGGUAUAGAAGGCGUGGUCUUGUAUAGUCCUAGAAUCUUUAAGAAAGCUGGGAUUGAGAGCAAGCAGAAGCUCUUGCUGGCAACAGUUGGAGUUGGGAUUACAAAGACAAUCUUCAUCUUGAUUGCCACCUUCAAACUGGACAAAUUUGGGAGGAGAAGAUUGAUGCUCACCAGCGUCUCAGGUGUAACCACAGCAUUACUGGUACUAGCGUGUACUUUGACUGUAGUGCAUUUCUCCACAAAACCACUUCUUUGGGCUCUCUGUGUUAGUAUUAUUUCCACAUACACAUACGUGGCUUUCUUCUCGAUUGGGCUUUCAACUGUUACAUGGGUUUAUACAUCAGAGAUAUUCCCCUUAAGGCUUAGGGCACAAGGAGCUAGUGUUGGGGUGGCUAUUAAUAGAGCUGUGACUGCUACUAUUGCUAUGACUUUCAUAUCAAUCUAUAAAGCUUUAACCAUUGGUGGUGCUUUCUUUAUGUUUGCUGGUUUUUCAGCAUUGGCUGGAGUGUUCUUUUACUUCUUUAUGCCUGAAACUAAAGGAAUGGCUUUGGAAGAGAUUGAGUUGUUAUUUACCCCAGGAGGCUCUAAAGCUAAACAACAAAAAACUGAAGAAGUUGGUGUGUAGAUGAUCUCAGCCUUACCAGAAUAAAUUAUAAAAUUGUUCAAUGUUGGUGUGUAGAUCAAUCAAGGAGAAACUUUUCCUCCACCAUGGGAGAGAAGGAUACAGUCUCAACUUGUAAAAGAUAGAAUUCUGGUUUGCUAGGUAAACAGAAUUGCCAUUCUAUAAGUGAUACAUUUUGGCAAUCUUUACUAGUUUGUGAUGAUGAUUGUAAUUCCUCAAGUGCCAUUUGAAAUUUAUUUCUUUUCUUCCUUGUUUA